AUGGUAACAUCCGAACGGAUGGGUGCAUUCGGAGAAAUGCGUCACACACCGUCGCCGGGAACACAAAAGUUACGAGUCGAUAUGAGCAGUUCGGGAUCGACUCCAAUUUCAAAAGUGGAAACACCAAUACUACCGUCGAGUUCAAUGUCACAACAACAUCCGAAUAAUGCGUUUCCGAGAGGCUCCCAAAGCUACACUUCCACUCGCUCCUCUCCACUCCGUAUCAACAUGUCGAAUCGCAGUUCAACCAACUCUCAACGUCCACUCCUUCCACCACAACCACAGAAUCAUCCCGUUCGAUUUCAACAGAACGGUGGUCAAUUCCUUCAACCGUCCGUCUAUAUGCCGACGACACACUCACAAGCAGACUCAUCUGAAUCCCGGAGGAAACACGAGAAACUGUCGGAUGUGUAUUCACAGAGUGGGGAUACUGUAGAGUUUGCGAAGAAUUUGAGCGAUUACGUUAAUGAGAAAAUUCCCUAUCAAAUCAGUAUAGCAGUUUUGACAUGCUUCAGUCUCCUCGCCUUCCUUCUCAUCAUAUUUGGCCUUCUGAAUUCCCCCUUCUGCGCCGUCCAACCGAUGAUUCCGAUCUGGUUGAUCGUUGAGGGAGUUCUAUUCAUCAUCUCCGCCACGUUUCGCAUCUAUUUCCUGAUUCCGACGCCUCGGCGGACGGCUUAUCGACGGCAACAGAGACAGUUGGGCGCCAGUUUAUUGUGCAAAGGGUUGGAGGUGCUCUUCGCACUUGCCAAUAUUGUAUGGCUCAUUUUGGGCUGUGUGUGGGUCUACGGUUCGAAGGCGUUCGUCCACUUUAACGAGGGAAUGUUCGAACGACAUUAUUGUGAGCCAAUGAUCUAUUGGUCGGCGUUUUUCGCGUGCACCGCGUUUUUGAUAUUCUACUGUGUGAUCAUUUUCUUGGUGAUAUGCCUUCUAAUCGUCGGCUCCGUCAAAGAGAACUCCGCUCAGGAUCAGAUUUUGGACUAA
Molecule: messenger RNA, 981 nt
Organism: Caenorhabditis remanei
Lineage: Eukaryota; Metazoa; Nematoda; Chromadorea; Rhabditida; Rhabditidae
Exons: 6
Coding region: 1-981 (326 amino acids)
Source: RefSeq, a predicted model, not a curated record